Gavia stellata (red-throated loon) is the source of this 1009-nucleotide messenger RNA. RefSeq names its product regulator of cell cycle RGCC-like. The transcript has 5 exons. The coding region runs from base 44 to 349 and encodes 101 amino acids. Gene Ontology annotation, molecular function: protein kinase activator activity; protein kinase binding. Gene Ontology annotation, biological process: regulation of cell cycle. NCBI's taxonomy places the organism in Eukaryota, Metazoa, Chordata, Aves, Gaviiformes, Gaviidae. Gene Ontology annotation, cellular component: cytoplasm. The record is from RefSeq and is a predicted model, not a curated record.
CCGGCUGAGGACCAGCCCUCGCUGGGCUGGGCCCCUGCGGGCGAUGGCUGAUGAGCUCAGUGACCUGCUGCGGGAGUUCGAUGAGGUGAUGGAGGACUUUGGCCGAGGCCCUGCGUGUCAAUACGAGCAGCACCUGGAGGAGCUGAAGAGGAAAGCGGGGCACAGUGUGUACGACAGCGGUGUUGACGACCUGGAGAGUACCAGCACGUCCCCAGGAAGCAGUCUCAACUCCAGCGAGGAGGACCUCAACACCCCUGCCAAUGCCUACCCCUCCAAAGCUAAGCUUGGAGACACGCAGGAGCUGGAGGACUUCAUUGCGGAUCUGGAUAAAGUGUUGGAGGAGAUGUGAGAUGCGGUUUUGGUGGCGAGUUUGGAGAGGAGGACCCGCAGCAGAUGAGCCCCGUCCCUCCCCGAUGCACCCUCUGCUUCUGUGCCCCUGCCACCCACCGCCUGCGUGGGUGACGGCUCUCCCGUGCCACGCAGCUCCGCGCCGGGGAAGGGCAGCGCCAGCCGCAAGCGGGGACUGAUCCAGCCCCGGGACGGGCAGCUGGGCUGUGACGGCGGCUGGGUCUCGCUCUGCUCCUGCGUGCAGGGCAGGGCUCUGCCAGCCUGAGCUGGGACGGGCUCUCGCUGGGGGCACCGGGCUUUGCCCUGCGAGGGGGGCUGGCAGCUCUUGUGAGUGAGUGGGUUUGGGGGGAUGCGUGUGUGGGGUCUAUGCCGCCAUUGAAGCCAGAGGAGAAACCCUGGGUGAUCUUAGGGAAGAUGAGCUUGCAGUACAUCAGUGAGACCGUGGUGUCCCCUCCUGGGUCAGGAAAGCCUGUUCCCACUGCAGCAGUGGUUGUCGCUGCCUGCGACAGAUGCUGACCCUUCGCUUUCCAUGGGUAGCCUCAAAUAAGGCCCCUGCCUGCACCCCAGUGCCUCUGCCCCGCCUGCUGCUGUAAAUACUGUAAAAAAGGAUGUCACAUGCUGUACAGAGUCUAUGUAUUUUUAUGAACGGGAUUUGAAGUCU